Molecule: messenger RNA, 1156 nt
Organism: Fundulus heteroclitus (mummichog)
Lineage: Eukaryota; Metazoa; Chordata; Actinopteri; Cyprinodontiformes; Fundulidae
Gene: enam
Product: enamelin
Exons: 8
Coding region: 123-767 (214 amino acids)
Source: RefSeq, a predicted model, not a curated record
GUGAUUGGCUAUUAGAGGAUAUAAAGGGCAUCCAUGGGAGCUGUGAAGUAGACUUCAUUCCAUUUCUAAGGAGGAACGGGUUAAGCUUUUUGCAAAUUAAGGAGAAUAAAGGAGACAUCAAAAUGAAGCAGAUUUUAAUCUCAAUGUGCCUUCUGGUCUCCACCUUUGCUGCUCCUUUGGCACCAGGCAGUGACAGCAGUGAGGUUGCAUUACAUGCUAAUGAGGCCCUGAGGUUGAUGGAAAUGUACAGGCUGUACCAGCAGCAGGGACGUGGAAACCCCUUCCUUCCAGCUGCUGAUGCCCCUGCUAAUUCAGCUGGUGCGCCUGCGGUGGUUGCUCUGCAAGCCCAGCUUGCUCCUGUUCCUGCAGAGGAUGCGUCUGAUGAGGAGGCCGAGGAUGGGAACCCCGCUCCCAGAAUUGCAGUUCCCGGUGCUCCUGCUGCUCCUCUAAACUCUGAUGAAGAGGAAGAGGCUGAGGAGGUGGAGGCAGCUGAGGUCGAGCCGACUAUGGUGGACGUUGCACCUGCAGACCCCACAGUAGCCCCAGCAGCAGACCCCGCAGCAGCUGCUGAGCCUGAACUGGUCGCCAUCCCUCAAGACGUUGCACCAGUUGAUGGUGUUGUGGUUGCCGUGCCCCCUGUAGACGUUGUUCCUGUCGACGCCGCCGCUGAGGUGGCUGUUGACGUAGCUGGCCCUGUUGCUACUGAUAUUCCUGCUCUUGAUGCUGCUGCAGCCGCAGCGGCUGCUGAGGUUGUUGCUACACUGUAAUUAUCAACCUCUCCCAGUCUGUGAAGGUGUAUUCUGUGUUUACGGAAAAUUAGAGCUUGAAACACACAAAGCUUACUUAGUUGUGGCUUUCUUGAAUGAACAUGGGAAGAAGCCAUUAAAAAAAAAUGAGGAAAGAUCCGUAAUACAUAAAAAGUAAAAGCCGCAUGUUGUUUGUCCACAGUUAAACCAUUAUCCAGAUGUGGAUUUUUAUUUUUGUUUUGCUCUUUUCCCUUUUAAAAUUUCUUGACUAAAAUGUUUUAAUUGGCUGGCAGUUUCCACUGUUUCUACUGUGUGAGUGCAUGUGACAAAAGGUCAGAUAUGUAUUAUGUUAUAAUUUCUGCCGUCCGCAUUUUACUGUUAAAAAUUAAAUCCAAUCUCUUUGAACUUAA